This is a messenger RNA of Parascedosporium putredinis, 1413 nucleotides long. NCBI's taxonomy places the organism in Eukaryota, Fungi, Ascomycota, Sordariomycetes, Microascales, Microascaceae. The record is from the annotation of a GenBank genome assembly.
AUGGCCGCCACCCGAACUGAGAGCGACGCCUUUGGCGAGAUCCAGGUCCCUUCGGACAAGUACUGGGGUGCCCAGACUGAGCGCUCGCUCGAGAACUUUCGCAUCAACCAGCCCCAGGACCGCAUGCCUUUCCCCAUCAUCAAGGCGUUCGGUAUCCUCAAGGGCGCUGCGGCGACCGUCAACAUGCGUUAUGGCCUUGACCCCAAGGUAGGAGAGGCCAUCCAGCAGGCCGCGGCUGAGGUUGCCGAGGGCAAGCUCACCGACCACUUCCCUCUCGUCGUCUGGCAGACCGGCUCUGGCACACAGUCCAACAUGAACGCCAAUGAAGUCAUAUCCAACCGUGCUAUCGAGAUCCUCGGGGGUGAGAUGGGCAGCAAGAAGCCUGUCCACCCGAACGACCACGUCAACCGUAGCGCCUCCUCCAACGAUACCUUCCCCACUGUCAUGCACAUCGCCGGUGUCCUCGAGCUUGAGGGUGAUCUCAUCCCCGCCCUGAAGACCCUCCGCGAUUCUCUCCAGAAGAAGGUUGACGACUUCGAGGCUAAGAACAUUAUCAAGAUUGGCCGUACUCAUCUCCAGGACGCCACCCCCUUGACCCUCGCCCAGGAAUUCUCCGGCUACGUCGCCCAGCUCGACUCUAGCAUCAAGCGCGUCGAGUCCAGCCUUCCUGACCUCAGGCUCCUCGCUCAGGGUGGUACCGCCGUCGGCACCGGCAUCAACACCUUUGAGGGCUUUGCCGAGGCCAUUGCCGAGGAGGUCACUAAGAUGACCGGCACCGAGUUCAAGACUGCGCCUAACAAGUUCGAGGUCCUCGCCGCCCAUGAUGCUGUUGUACAGGCUCACGGCAGUCUCAACACUCUCGCCGCUGUUCUCACCAAGAUUGCCCAGGACAUCCGCUACCUCGGCAGUGGUCCCCGUUGCGGCCUUGGCGAACUCAUUCUCCCCGAGAACGAGCCCGGCAGCAGCAUCAUGCCUGGCAAGGUCAACCCCACUCAGUGCGAGGCUCUUACCAUGGUCUGCGCCCAGGUCAUGGGUAACCAUGUUGCCACCACUAUUGGUGGCAUGAACGGCCAGUUCGAACUCAACGUCUACAAGCCCCUCAUGAUCAGGAACCUCCUUCACAGCUCUAGGAUUCUUGCCGAUGGCAUGCGCUCUUUUGAGAAGAACCUCGUUGAAGGUCUUCAGGCUAACGAGGAGAAGAUUGCCAGUAUCAUGAAGGAAUCUCUCAUGCUUGUCACCUGCCUCAACCCCAAGAUUGGCUAUGACAUGGCUAGCAAGGUUGCUAAGAAUGCCCACAAGAAGGGUCUCACGCUCAAGCAGUCUGCCCUCGAGCUGAAUGCCCUCACUGAGGAGGAGUUUGAUACCCUCGUCAAGCCUGAGUUCAUGGUCGGCCCCAAGCCUUACAAAGGUUAA